This is a messenger RNA of Hypanus sabinus (Atlantic stingray), 8461 nucleotides long. RefSeq names its product complement C3-like. Lineage: Eukaryota; Metazoa; Chordata; Chondrichthyes; Myliobatiformes; Dasyatidae. The transcript has 41 exons. The record is from RefSeq and is a predicted model, not a curated record. Gene Ontology annotation, molecular function: endopeptidase inhibitor activity; protein binding. Gene Ontology annotation, cellular component: extracellular region. The coding region runs from base 1 to 4950 and encodes 1649 amino acids.
AUGGGAUGGACUUCUCUGUUAUUUGCUCUCUUGGUGUCUGUUCCUGCAUUAUCCCUUGGUGACCCUCUAUAUAUACUGACAGCUCCCAAUGUUUUCCGAAUUGAAAGUGAAGAAGCUGUGAUUGUGGAAGCUCACAAUGUCAAUAUUAAUAUUGAUGUUGAUAUUCAUUUGAUGAUUUUCCCUGAAAAUAUCUUGUUAUGUCAAACCAAAAUACACUUGACAUCAGAUAACAGCUAUAUAGCUUCUGCCACUGUUAAGAUACCUGCAGAAAAACUUCCAAAGGAAUCCAGAGGAAACCAGUAUGUGUCUUUAGAAGCAACAUCAAAUCGUUUUAGAUUGCAGCGUGUUAUCCUAAUGACACGCCAAACAGGACACAUCUUUAUACAGACUGACAAACCAAUCUAUACACCAUCUCAAACUGUGCUUUAUCGUUUGCUCACAGUGGACAGUGAGCUGAAACCGAGCAGAGCCCAAACAAUUGUUGAAUUUGUGAACCCACAAGGUAUUGCCGUAGAAAGGAGAGAAGUCAUUAUGAAAGAUUCCACGGGAAUUACAGGAAGCACCUACGAUAUACCAGAGAUUGUGAAUAUUGGAAUAUGGAAGAUUUCUGCAAGUUACGAGGAUGCCCCUGAUGCAAAUUUCACAACUCAAUUUGAAGUGAAAGACUAUGUGUUGCCAAGCUUUGAAGUUACCUUGGCUUCCCAACAGCCCUUUUUCCAUGUUAGUGACAAGAAAUUGGAUGUUACAGUCACUGCAAGAUACCCUUAUGGAAAAGAUAUUGAGGGUCGAGCCUUUAUUCUGUUUGGAGUACUGAAAGAUGGUAAAAGAACAAGCAUUGCAAAUUCACUUCAAACAGUGUCUAUUACAAAUGGCCAUGGAAUAGCUAAACUGACUACAGACCAGUUGACUAAGAGUUUUAAUGACAUUAACUCACUGGUUGGGAGUUCAAUCUAUGUCACUGCAAGUGUUAUUACACAUACAGGCACUGACCUUGUAGAAGCUGAAAAAACUGGCAUAAAAAUAGUUGUCAGCCCAUAUACAAUCUCGCUCACCAGAACGUCCAAGUAUUACAAGCCUGGGAUGCCCUUUGACAUGAUGGUCUACGUAACUAAUCCUGAUGGCUCCCCUGCCAAUAAUGUUCCUGUGAAGGUGGAUGGUUAUCAUGGCAGUUCGAACAGUCAAGCUGAUGGAAUUGCUAAAUUGACAAUAGAUACAGAGGGAAAGCCAGUGACCUUAAACAAAAGAGUUUUAACAGAAGUUCCUCAUCUUCCCAAGGAUCAACAGGCAUCUGCAUGGAUAACUAUAAAGCCCUAUAGGACACAAAAUAAUUCAGCAAACUACCUGCACAUUAGUAUUCCAACAACAGAUUUAAGUCCAGGUGCAGAGUUAUCGGUUACACUGCACCCCCGAACUGACGACUUACAAGUCCUGGAGCAAAUAAAAUACUUCACCUACUUGUUGAUUAACAAAGGGAAGAUCAUUAGCUUUGGUAGAAAAGACAGGCUGCCGAAACAAGUCAUGAUGACCAUGAAAGUUCCAAUCAAACCAAAUUUAAUUCCAUCAUUCCGACUGGUAGUUUACUACUAUCUUGUAAAGGGACCAGCGGUGGAAUUUGUUGCCGAUUCUGUGUGGAUUGAUGUGAGGGACACAUGCAUGGGAACACUGGAGGUUUCUAGUGGAAAUCCAAAUGAUGACAAGAGAUUAUACAAACCUGGAGACAGGUUCAAAUUGAAAAUAACAGGUGAUUCUGGUGCAAGGGUUGGACUUGUUGCUGUGGAUAAAGCAGUGUUUGCAUUGAGUAAGAAGAAUAAAAUAACACAGAGCAAGGUCUGGAAUGUGGUGGAGAAGAAUGAUAUUGGUUGCUCUCCUGGAAGUGGUAGCGAUUUCCUCGGUGUUUUCUCAGAUGCAGGAUUAACCUUUGUAUCAAGCACUAACGUCAAGACUGAAACAAGAACAGAGCUGAAAUGUCAACAGCCAAACACACGCAGACGUCGUUCAACAACUUUCGCGAUGGUCAAGUCAGAGAAAUUGAAGAAGUUCACAGACAGAUUGUUGAUUGACUGUUGCAAUGCUGGUAUGAAGGUCAACAUCAUGGGUUUCAGUUGCAGUAGAAGAAAGAGACAUAUAACUGCUGGGAAAGCCUGUGCAGAUGCCUUUGCAGAAUGUUGUGAACACAUUCACCAAUACAGACAGCAGCUUGAUAGAAGCAGUAUGACGUUAAGUCGAAGUGCAGAUGAUGAAUACUACACUCCUUAUGAACAAAUAACAAGCAGAUCCAACUUCCCAGAAAGCUGGCUAUGGAAAAUGAUUUCUCUAAAAACUAAGGAAGAUGGCCUUGCAUCAUCGGAGAUUUCUCAAUACCUUAAAGACUCAAUCACCACUUGGGAAAUACAAGCUGUCAGUGUGUCUCCAACAAAAGGAGUAUGCAUUGCACAACCCUAUGAACUGACUGUAAUGAAAGACUUUUUCAUCGACCUUCGACUUCCAUACUCAGCUGUUCGCAAUGAACAAGUGGAAAUUCGAGCAGUCCUUUACAAUUAUCAUACUUCAGAAAUUCAAGUUCGUGUAGAGUUUCCAUACAAUGAGAAGCUGUGCAGCAGUGCAACACCAUCAAAACGAUAUUCUGUUAAACUCACUGUUCCUGAGCAAUCAUCCACUGUGGUGCCUUAUGUUAUAGUUCCUUUGACUGUGGGAGAAAUAGUAAUUGAAGCCAAGGCCUCAGUUAUGGAUGUCUUUGUGACUGACGGAGUAAAAAAGCCGCUCCAAGUAAUGCCAGAAGGAGUAAAGAUUGAACUCCCAGCAUAUAAUCAAUUUUUGGAACCCAAAGGCAAAACUCAAACAUUUGAUGUUGCCAUCAAUAAGCCAAAUGACAUGGUUCCGAAAACAGAGCCACUGACCCUCAUCAGCGUUCAAGGAGACCUUUUAGCUGAGACAAUUGAAAAUACUAUUGAUGCAAAGAAACUGAACCAUCUAAUCCGUGUUCCAACGGGAUGUGGUGAACAGAACAUGGCAUCAAUGACACCAGUGCUGAUUGUUACAGUCUACCUAGACAAAACCAACCAGUGGAUGAAGUUGGGAGUGGACCUUAGAGAAACUGCAGUGAAGAAUAUUCAACAAGGUUAUACCCAAGAACUGGCGUAUCGCAAGGAAGAUGGUUCUUAUGCAGCAUUUAUCGAACGGCCGUCCAGCACAUGGUUAACUGCCUAUGUAGUUAAGGUGUUUGCAAUGGCACAUAACUUGAUCACAGUUGAUCCACAAGUACUCUGUGGAGCUGUGAAGUGGCUGAUAUUAAACAAACAGAAACCUGAUGGUCACUUCCAAGAGGAUGCUAAAGUAAUUCAUGGAGAGAUGAUUGGAGGAAUUCAUGAAUUGCAGGACUUUUCACCAUUGACUGCAUUUGUGCUGAUCGCAAUUAUUGAAGCUAAGACGGCUUGCAUGCACUAUGUUGUGAGUUAUGAGAACAGCAUCAGGAAAGCAGUUAAUUACCUGGAGCAGCACAUAGAUGGUCUUGAUGGAACAUAUGGUGCAGUACUUUCAGCCUAUGCCCUUUCACUGUUGGGUAUAAAUAGGGAAGACAUUGUAAUGAAAUUUGCUUCACAAGACAAAUCAUACUGGCCAGUGUCAGGAAAUGAAGAUUCUCUGUACACUAUUGAAGCCACAGGAUAUGCCUUUCUGUUCUUCUUGCAACAGAAGCAGUAUGACUAUGCUGGUAAAUUAGUGAGAUGGCUAUCAAGUAAGAGCAAAUAUGGAGGAGGCUUCGAUUCUACUCAGGCGACAAUAGUUGCACUGCAAGCACUGGCCAAGUACAUGACUGAUGUCCCUCAGUUCAAAGAAGCUAACUUGGAUGUACAGGUUUUCAUUCCGAGCAGGAGCAGAUCGGUUUCUUGGAUUUUUGAUACCAGAAAUGCAUAUGUAGCAAGAUCACUAAAGCUCAAUUCUUUUGAAAGGUUUUCUGUCAACGCAAGUGGAGAAGGACAAGGAACACUAAAAGUUUUGACAACUUAUUAUGCAAUGUUGCCUAAGGACCGACAGGAAUGCAAGAAUUUCAACUUGAGCAUAGUUGUUGAAAAUAUUCAGCCUGCCAAGCGACCUGAAGGUGCUCAGAAUACUCUCCUGAUAAAAAUCUGUGCACGCUAUAAUGACAAUAAAGAAUCCUCAAUGGUCAUUUUAGAUAUCUCCAUGUUGACUGGAUUCUCUCCAGAUACCAAUGAUCUUGGUCAACUUAAAAAUGGAAUUGAGAAUUAUAUAUCAAGAUAUGAAAUGGACAAAACAUUAUCCACCAGAGGAUCGCUGAUCAUUUAUUUAGAUUCGGUAUCAAACUUUGAAGACACUUGUGUUGCAUUUAAAGUACACCAAUUCUACAAAGUUGGACUAAUUCAACCUGCCUCUGUCAAGAUCUAUGAAUACUAUGAUACAACAAAGAGUUGUACUAGAUUCUACAAUGUCCCUGGAAACAGCAGUAUGCUUAGUAAAAUCUGUCAAGGUGAUGUGUGCAAAUGUGCUGAAGGAAGCUGCAUUUCCAUAAAGACAGAGAAAGAAGACCCUGAUAAACGUGAUGACAUGUCAUGUGCCCCAGAAACUGAUUACAUUUACAAAGUGAAAUUCCUUGGUAAGGAACAGAGAGACAAUUAUAUUUUCUACAAAAUGCAAAUUCAGAAAAUGAUCAAAGAGGGAAGUGAUUCAGUUGGGGAAGAUAAAUUGCGUAAACUAAUCACACAUGUCAACUGUGAUGGUAAAUUUCACGUGGAAUUGAACAAAGAUUAUCUAAUAAUGGGACAGAGCUCAGAUCAGUGGAAGGUGGAGAACAGAACUAACUACCUGUUUAGUGAAAGCACUUGGAUGGAAAAGUGGCCAAAUGAUGCAGAAUGCCAAGAGCGAAAGUACAGACAACUCUGUCAAGAUCUAGAAUUAUUUUCUGAAAACCUUCGGUUUCACGGGUGUUCGAUUUAAUUACAGUACAGAUAGAAAUAAGUGGAUAAAGACAAGUGUACAACAAUUCCCAAUGAAAGCUUCAUUAUCAAAUUUGUAAAAUUCAAAGUUAGUCUUUUUCACUGCAAAAAUUUGAAGGAAUGAUCAAGAGCAGUAUGGUAUUGAAUGCAAGUUAGUUUAAGUGUAUCUUUUUGAAAGUUAAUUCCAACUUCUGUCAUAAUAGAAUACUAAUGACUAGUUGGCCUUACUGUAAAGAUAAUUAUGCAUUUAACAUGGUGUUCAAGUUCAAUUGUCUAAUAAUUACAGUGUUGCUAUAGUUGUAUUGUGCAAAAUUUAUGUUUGCAAACUUUUAUAGCAAGAGAUAAUUUGUUAAGAAUAUGCUAUUAAAGGAUUUAUCUCACCAAACACAACUUUUGGUAUUCUCAAAUAGGUCUGCAUGAAUUUAAGCCUAUUUCCUUUUGUUCAUUGCAUUUCUUAAUUGACUUUUAUGCUGCACAAUCUAUGUCAAAAGGUGGGUAAUAGUCAACUAUAUUACUAAGUAUUUAGAUAUAGCAGGCCAGUGCAACUAGAUGGAAAAAUGAAUUGUUUAAACACUCUGCAGGAUAUCUGUCAUAGGAUGGAGAUUCUAAGGGAAUGAAUACGAAUCACCAUGCUGUUGUGCAGGAGAGGCCAGUUAAGCAAAGCUGAGCUGUCAAUGCAGAGACAAUAAGUUCUGACAAUGUGUAUUUACAUUUGCUUUUAGGAUGUAGCUGAAUGGUAAAUUAACUUCUCAGAAGGGUAUUAAUGAACCAAAUAGAUCCCAUUGACAAUCUAGUGAAUAAAUUAUUAAUAUACUCACAUUAAUUUUUAUUCCACAAACACUCAGUUACUUGAAUUUAAAUUCCCCAUUUAUGUCUGUUCUGUGAACUAAUUCUAAUCAAAUAAUUCCAAAGUAGGCUUUGCACUCAUAAAAAUAUAUAUAUCCACAAUUCAGGGUAUUGAAUCCCUAGUGGUCGUUAAUGGUUUAAAUAACUUCUAGCUGUGGAUAGUAAGCAGACAGGACUAAUAUUCAAAAUCAUCAAGAACAGCUUAAAUCAGAAUCCACAAUAUUUAUCAAAGACAUAUCUGGGCAAAGUGAAAUAUUACAUAGGAGUCUAUUGGAUCAGUAAAAUAACUAGCAGUGGUUGUAGUCACAAAAGUAGAGUUCAUGUGCAGAACAAGUUGAACAUAAUUGCUUUAAAAACUAGCAGAUUUGUUUGGGAUGCUUUGAAAGCAUACCUCAGGGGUCAAAUAAUUUCCUACACUAUGAAUAUGAAAAGAAAGAAAUAUGAAGAAUGACUUGACCUGGCCAAUCAAAUCAAAGAACUAGACCAACAAUAUGCUCAAAUUAAAACUCCAGAGCUGUACAAAAAACAACUAGAACUCCAAACUAAAUUUGACCUUAUUUCCACUCACCCAAUUCAAUGCCAAAUCUUGAAGACCAAGAGCCGGUUCUGUAUUCAUGGUGACAAAUCUGGUAAAUUUUUAGCCAACAAAUUAAAAGGCUUCAAAGCCAAACAACACAUCACAAAAAUUCAAAUGGAAAACAGAAGCAUCACCUCGAAUCACUCUGAAAUUAAUGAUACAUUCAGGAACUUUUACUCUUGACUUUACACCUCUGAAUCCUCAAUUUUGGUCCAGAAUUUUAAAAAAUAGCUUAAAUAUCCCUACGCUGUCUCUUGAUCUCAAAAUGAGACUGAAUGAGCCAAUAUCAUUAGAGUAAAUAUCCUCAGCCAUCUCAUCACUGCAGUCUGGUAAAUCUCCAGGAUCUGAUGGGUUCCCUGUAGAAUUCUUUAAAUCAUUUUCGUCACUGCUCUUAUCUCAACUAACCUUGGUUUUAUCUGAUUCAUUUAAACAAGGUAAACUGCCAGCAUCUUUUAAUGAGGCAUACAUCAUUCUCCUGGCGAAGAGAGGCAAAGAUCCAACACAGUGCUCCUCAUACAGGCCAAUCUGUCUAUUAAAUGUUGAUGUAAAAAUCUUAGCUAAAGUUCUGGCCCAUAGAUUGGAGAACCCCCUACACUAUUAUUUACGAAGACCAAGCCAGUUUUGUCAAAAACCACCAUGCCUUUUUUAACAUAUCUUUUAAAUAUCUUAUACUCACCUUCAGUUGGGAUUCCUGAAUGUGUUAUCUCCUUAGACAAAGAGAAAGCAUUCAACCAUGCAGACUGGAAUUAACUUUUUGCUGUUUUAGAAAAAUUUGAUUUUGGACUAAAUUUCAUCACUUGGAUUAAACUGUUAUAUUCGUGUCCCACUGCCUCUGUUUUGACCAACUCUCAGCAAUCCCAACCUUUCAAUCUAAAAUGCGGAACCCGCCACGGGUGUCCUUUAAGCCUGUUACAUUUCGAUCUGGCCAUAGAGCCACUGGCGAUUGCAUUCCGCAGUUGUGCAUAUCUGACAGGGAUUUGGAGGGAGAGAGUUGAGCACAAAGUCUCCCUUUAUGCUGACGAUCUUUUACUUUUUAUAUCAAACCCAAUCACCUCAUUACCCCCAUGUUCUCACUCCUUAUCAAAUUUAGCUGUUUUCAGGAUAUAAACUUAAUUUACACAAGAGUGAAUUUUUUCCAAUAAAUGGAGAGGCACAAGAAUCAGAGUUCCAUAACCUCCCUUUUAAGUUAGUGAAUGACCAAUUUACUUACCUUAGUGUCACAGUAACAAGGAAUUAUAAGCAUCUUUUUAGAUAAAAUUUCACUAAUUUGUUAAAUCAUAAAAAACGGAGCCUAGCACAGUGUUCACCCCUGUCCAUGCCCCUGAGGCCAGUGACUAGCGGGGUGCCUCAGGGAUCUGUUUUGGGCCCAAUGUUGUUUGUAAUAUACAUAAAUGAUCUGGAUGAUGGGGUGGUAAAUUGGAUUAGUAAGUAUGCCGAUGAUACUAAGGUAGGAGGUGUUGUGGAUAAUGAGGUGGAUUUUCAAAGCUUGCAGGGAGAUUUAUGCCGGUUAGAAGAAUGGGCUGAACGUUGGCAGAUGGAGUUUAAUGCUGAGAAGUGUGAGGUUCUGCAUUUUGGCAGGAAUAAUCCAAAUAGAACAUAGAGUAAAUGGUAGGGCAUUGAGGAAUGCAGUGGAACAGAGAGAUCUAGGAAUAACUGUGCAUAGUUCCCUGAAAGUGGAGUCUCAUGUAGAUAGGUGGUGAAGAGGGCUUUUGGAACGCUGGCCUUUAUAAAUCAAAGCAUUGAGUACAGAAGUUGGGAUGUAAUGCUGAAGUUGUACAAGGCAUUGGUAAGGCCAAAUUUGGAAUAUUGUGUGCAGUUCUGGUCACCGAAUUAUAGGAAAGAUAUCAAUAAAUUAGAGAGAGUGCAGAGACGAUUUACUAGGAUGUUACCUGGGUUUCAGCAAUUAAGUUACAGAGAAAGGUUGAACAAGUUAGGUCUCUAUUCAUUGGAGCGUAGAAGGUUGAGGGGGGAUUUGAUCGAGGUAUUUAAAAUUUUGAGAGGGAUAGAUAGAGUUGACGUGAACAGGCUGUUUCCAUUGAGAGUAGGGGAGAUUCAAACUAGAGGACAUGAUUUGAGAGUUAGGGGGCAG